CCGCCCCCUCCCAAAAAAAAAAAAAAACCCUAAAUUUAUUUAUCCAUCCAAAUUCAGCUGGCAAAAUUUGCUGCAUUUUCUUCCAAAGUGGUCGGAGACAAUGGCCGCAGACAGAGGAGUGCUUGAAAAUGAAGAAUUCGUGUACAGAAUCAGCACAUCGGAAGAGUGGGAGGACCUUCAGAGAAGCGAAGCUACAUUUGGUGGAGAUAUCGACAAAUCAUCUGGUUGUAUCCAUCUUAGCAAGCUUCACCAGGUCCCGUCGACUUUACAGAACUUUUUCCAGAAUGUUAAUGGAGAUUUGUACCUACUCCAAGUUGCUGCUGUAAAGCUCGGAAAAGGAUUGAUUUAUGAAGCUGUUGGAAACUCCGACGUUUUUCCUCAUUUCUAUGGCCCAUCUCGAAGUUUUAGCCCUCUUCCACUAGAUGCCAUCACAAAAGCGGAGAAGCUGAUUCUAUCUGAUGGCAAAUUCAGUUGCAGCUUGCUGAACUGAAUGGGGUCGGGUCCACGUUUGUCAUAUAACCGUUGGUUUUAUGCUGUGUACUUGUCGUGUUAAGUUAUAUAAUAAAGGAUGAUAUGGAAUGAUUUGCUUCAGUUGAUUUCGGCAUUUCUUCUCUGUACCUUUAAAACAUUGCGAAUAUUAUAAGCUUGUAACAAUAUUUUGGCGUCGA
Messenger RNA from Olea europaea var. sylvestris, 668 nucleotides. RefSeq lists its product as uncharacterized. Lineage: Eukaryota; Viridiplantae; Streptophyta; Magnoliopsida; Lamiales; Oleaceae. The record is from RefSeq and is a predicted model, not a curated record. The transcript is spliced from 3 exons. The coding region runs from base 101 to 490 and encodes 129 amino acids.